Entelurus aequoreus (snake pipefish) is the source of this 9973-nucleotide messenger RNA. It is a transcript of the gene lrsam1, whose product is annotated as leucine rich repeat and sterile alpha motif containing 1. Gene Ontology annotation, molecular function: protein binding. The record is from RefSeq and is a predicted model, not a curated record. NCBI's taxonomy places the organism in Eukaryota, Metazoa, Chordata, Actinopteri, Syngnathiformes, Syngnathidae. The transcript is spliced from 6 exons. The coding region runs from base 340 to 2610 and encodes 756 amino acids.
GAUGUUAAAUAGGUUACAUAGCAGACUUCUAUAUUGGUUUAUAUAGCUAUGUACACAUGUAUGUUGUAUAUAGACAUAUGCUGAAUGUAAAAUGUUUAUUUAUGUGUUUUUGUUCACAGUUUUACAAAAUAUACGAUUGAUCCUUCACUAAAAAGGCCUAAACUACACUCCAGACGCUUGGGACUCGUUUUUCAUCAAGGAUUAUAUCAUGUUAGCUAUCUGCUAAGAUCACCAGCAAAAAGCAAGAGCAGAAUAGUAAAAAGGUUUAACAUUCAAUCUGCCUUCAACGGAAAGUGAGCCAGUGCAACUGCAGACCAGAAAGACAUUCAACAAUAUAUCAUGGAUGAUCAAAACCCUAAACCUGAAGAUCGAGGUGCACCUUCUGAACGCUCUAGUCGUACUAAUCACUCUGGCAGCUCUAGCCAUUCAUCACACGGUUCUGCUGUCAGAGCAAGAGCCAAAGCCGAAGCUGCAAGAGUCAAGGCUACAUUUGCUCAAAGACAAGCAGACAUGCUAAUCGAGCAGGCAUGGAUUGAAGCUGAACAAUCAAAGAAAAAAGCGUUGAUUGAAGCGGAACAGCAAUGUAGAGCAGCUGAAUUACAAGCUAACCUUGACGCGCUGAAGGUACGGAGUGCUGUUGAAGCAGCAUGCGCUGAGGCUGAAAUCUUAGAAGCUUAUGAGGAUGAAGUUGGAGAACCUUCAAGGCAAAGGGUAACAGGUUUGGCUCCCUAUUCCUCACAGCAACACACUAGUAAAUAUGUGCAACAACAUUCUGUGGAUCAUGGUCAGCAACAACUCCAGCCUCCGAAACAAGAAGCCGUUUAUUCACGAGAGCGCCAGCAAAACAUGGACAACGGUGAUCCCGUCUUAUCGCCAAAGCGCCAGCAGAACAUGGACAACGGUGAUACGGAAAUGCACGGUAUGAAUGUACGCAGUUGUGCAGAAAAAAGCAACUCUUUUCACUCGUUGCACAAAUUGCAAGGGGAACGCCAGAACAGACCCACCACCCACAGCCAACAAAGCCGUGGGAGUCCUGUGAAAUUCCCCCAAGAAAGAUGUUUCCCCCAGCAACUUCACUUCGCACCUUCCCAAGACCAGCAGCGUCGCCACCAAUGUGCAACUAACUACAUGCCCUCACGUGAUCAAUCAGUUACAUCAGACUUAGCCAAAUACCUAAUUCGCAAAGAAAUAGUUAGCGCUAGUCUCCUGAUGUUUGAUGAUAGACCUGAGAACUACUGGGCAUGGAAGGCUGCCUUUAUCACUGCCAUUGGUGACUUGAACCUCAGCCACAGAGAGGAGUUAGAUUUACUGUCCAAGUGGCUGGGACCAAAGUCUGCAGAGUUGGCCAAACGAAUCCGUUCAGUCCACAUCCAUGACGCUACAGAAGGACUCUUAAUGUUGUGGAGGAGGCUGGAGGAAUGCUAUGGGUCAGCUGAAGUCAUUGAAAAUGCUAUGUUGAAGAGGUUAGGGGAAUUUCCAAGGAUUGCAAAUAAGGAUAACCAAAAAUUACAAGAACUAGGAGAUCUAUUGCUAGAGCUGGAAGCAGCAAGAAGAAAUGGAUUCCUACCUGGACUUUCUUACCUCAACACACCCCGGGGAGUCAAUCCUAUAGCGCAGAAGCUCCCUUAUUACCUUCUGGAGAAGUGGAUCUCAUUUGGCUCGAAAUAUAAGGAAGACUUUCGGGUUCAAUAUCCUCCUUUUCACGUCUUUGUACAGUAUAUUCAAGACCAAGCAAAGAUACGAAAUGACCCCAGCUUUGCUGGGCUGGGUGGUUCAUACAGGACAGAUAAACUACAGAAAGAAAUCAAACAAUCUGUGUUCGCCAGGAAAACUGAUGUUUCCAAUGCAGAUGCAGGCAAACAAAACAAGAAAGAGAAAAGGGUUGAAGAUCCUGCUUUACACCCUGGCCCAGCAGUAAGAAAACCAGAGAGCUCUGCUGUCAUCGAAGAUCAAGGCGGGGAGCAAGAGGAGAAAGAGCCUCCAGAGGUGGAAAUGGAGCUGAAGUCGGAAUCCAACCAGCAGAACUACUGGAUGAUUCAGUACCAGAGAUUGCUGGAUGCUAAGCCCUUGUCUUUACGCAUGCAGGAAGCAGGUGUGGAAAAAGAGCUUGUAAAUCUACUGUGUAAACUGUCAGCUCAACAUUAUCUGCCCAUUAUGGCUCACCACCGUGUAACAACAGAGGCCCUUCGUCACAUGAACCCCUCUGACCUAAAGAAGCUUGGCAUUAAUGAAAUUGGCAUCCAGAAAGCUCUUCUGAAAUGGGCCCAGGAACACCUGCCUGAAGGUGCCUGUAAGAUGGUCGAGCAGAGCAAGGAAACUGAAGUUAUCCCGUCAGAGCCAUCUUUCUUCUUCCCUCCAAUUCCCGACACCUCUAGCAUCAUGACACCCAGCCCACCAGUGACUCCCGGUACCCCCAUCACCCCAUCAGCACCCAGCCCUGUGGAAGGACCAGGGGGCUCAGAGUGUGUGGUCUGCAUGGAGACCACGGCUCAGGUCAUCUUUUUGCCAUGCGGCCAUGUCUGCUGUUGUCAGGUGUGCAGCGGCGCCAUGCAGAACUGCCCUCUGUGUCGAAGCGCCUUAUCCCAGCGCAUACGCCUCUACCACAGUUAGAACCCGCUUUUAUUAGUUGUGCAUGACUGCCAUGCUGCUGUGUACACGUGCUGGAGGCAGUUUUCCUGUACUAACCAAAAAUAUUUUUAUGAUAUUUAUGUCCACACCCCCACAGACUCACAUGGACACAAGUGUUUGUCGACAUAUACAGGACUGACUUAAACGGACUCCACUGCACUUUUGCAAAACAUUUCAGCAUUUCGUUGGUUUGUAAAAUCAUGAAAAUGUGAGUAUUCAAUGUUUUGUCUAUGGAUGUUCUCAUUCAUCCCGGUUAUUGUAUUCUCAGGGGUUUAAAUCGACAGCAACUGGACUGUUUAGUUUGUCUUAAAAGUCGUUUCGGCUCUCAUCCGGCAGGCUUCAUCAGUUCAUUCUAGUAGACUUAGAUUGGUCAGAUCUAGUGUUAAGGCUGGUGUCAAAGCCCCAACUAUGUAUCCUCUAACCCAGGGGUCAGCAAACCAACAUGUUGAAAGAGCCAUAUUGGACCACAAAUACAAAAAACUAAUCUGUCUGGAGCCGCAAAAAAUGAAAAGCCUUAAAUAAGUGUUAUAAUAAAGGCAACACAUGAUGUAAGUGUCUAUAUCAAGAUACAGGUGAUGGAAUUCCUGCUGGGCAUUGCUGCCUGACGCACCUCCUCCAGUGCCUUUUGAACAGGUGUGCUGUGACAUCUCACUGAACACCUCUGUGGGCAUAAACGUGUCAUCAGUUAGUUAUAUUAGCCUGACUAUGUGUCGCAAAUCUUCGUUGACAGAAAUGUUCAAUUGUAAUAUUUAUUCUACACAUUUUUACAACAUUGGAAAACAUAAGUAAAACUUCUCAGAGGGUGAGAUAAUUCCUGGAAAUGACUGUCUUAGAAUGGCUGAAGGUAUAGAUGUUUGUGUCCAAGUUAAAGGAAACACACAUGGAUUUAUUACAAUCUUUGCAAGCUGAGUAACAUUUGCUGUGGUCUGGAACAACAUGGCACAAAAAACAACUAUCAGAAAUGCAGCCAAUAUUACAUACAGAUAAUGUGCCAUGAGACAUGCAAAUAUAAAUGACAUACACAGAGGACAUUAAAGGAAAUUAAAUGAGCUCAAACAUACCUACACACAAGGCAUCAUGGGUCUAGCCCAAAUAGCAUGUUAGCAUGGGUUAGCUUGCAGUCAUGCAGUGACCAAAUAUGUCUGAUUAGCACUCCACACAAGUCCAUAACAUCAACAAAGCUCACCUUUGUGCGUUCACGCACAGCAUAAAAGUUUGGUGGACAAGAUGAGACAAAGGAGUGGCAUGAAACACGUCUUUCUGUGGCAGCGUCGGAGAGAGUAAACAAACGGUGAGUUCUAGGACCGCGGAAAUUAAUAGGACAAAACAGCGCUCGCCAAAUACUCUCAUCGGUGAAGCAUGUUUAAUAUAAACAGUGGGAUAUCUAACAAUUCAAAAGGUUUGAGUCAUGUUUGUCCUCCUACAGAAACCAUAUUAAAACAAAAAGUAUAUUUUCCCCCUCAUCUUUUUCCAUUUUCAUACAUUUUUGAAAAAGCUCCAGGUAGCCACUCGGGCAGUGCUAAAGAGCCGCCGUGUGUUGCCAACCCCUGCUCUAACCAGAGAAGGGCGUGCUCAGACAAGGAUGGUUUUGCUCUAAAAAAACAUGUUAUUCCAUUUAGUUGUAUAAAAGGCACAAAGGAGGACACUUUGAACCAGAAAGUUCCUACUGUAUCUCCUGUUAUUUGUUAGAGGCUAAAAUUGUCUUUUAGAAAUUAAAUAGUUUAAAUAUUAUGUUGAUUGUUGCACUGCCUUCCUGUGUUUUUCUGUUGAUUAUAAUUGUGAAUAAAAUGACCAACAUUGCCCCUGUAACUACAACGUGUUGGAUCAAUACCCAAAUCUAUGGUAUGACCCACUACCAUAGUUCACUUCCCAAACAGUAAAGUGAUUUAGGUUUUUUUUCAGAUCAUAAAGUCAAUAACACUUACCACAAAUAAGUCAUAAAAUGUACAGUUAAUACAUAUGAUUGUAUUGGCUUACCUCACUUAUGAUGGAUCAGUAAGGAUGGGUACCAAUUCCCGGUACCUGGGAAACGAUACUAGUACUCAACGGUACCAAUUUUCGAUACUUAAGUGUGUGUUAAUAAGUAUUAAUCAUUUUUGAUAAUGAAAUCUAAUUUUUUAUUGCAACAACUAUAAAAUAGCUGAUUAUAGUAACUGCUGUCCAGUUGUUAUAUCUUGUUUAAUGAUGACAUUCCUAAGUUUCAAUUACAGUGCAAGUCUAAGACGUUAGAUGGCAAUAGUGUAUAAUUUAUAGUGUGUUGGCAAGUCAGUUCAGUCUUUGCUGUCUGGUCUUUUUUCGUGCCCUAAAAAGUGUUAAUAAUGUAAGUAUUGUACUUUUUACGCACCAGCUGUUUGAUUGUAACGUGCAUUUUAGUUGUAGUUUUCAUUAACAAGUUUGGAGGUGUUGAAAUCGCCAUGUAAAAGUGUUAAUGCUAAUCAAUAGCAUGUCUAUAGGAAAGCCAAUGUAUAAUAGCAUCAAGCUAGCGCAUUUUUUGAAAAGUGGAGGCUUACUUACGAUGAAGGUUUUUUUUCAUUACAUUUCUUUGUUGGCAUUAAAAAUUGCAACAUUACCUAGAGGUGGUUUGGCUGAGACUGCUCUCAGUGCUGCUGGAUUGAUUGCCAAGUGCGUAAGUGCAAAAAGGCAAAACACCUGGGCGUGAUGUCACGCGCAACCCAGGUUCCGUAACAUGGCACCAUUGGAUUUUGUGUGAAUAAGUGCCCGGUAGGACCGCCGUGAUUCGGUUGGUGCCAAACAAGUAACAGAUUCGGCACCCAUCCCUAAUGAUUGGUAUUGGAAUUGUCAACAUAAAACCCUAAAUCAGAACCCCCCUAGAUGCCACUAAGGAAAACAAGCCUUUUGAAGCGCUAUGUAAAUCUGCAAAUUACAGCAGCAUCGCUGCAAUGCCUCAGCAGUUAACAAGGCAUUAGUGAACAAUUCUUUAGAUUGGUGAAAGAAGUAAAACGGCUCUUUAAGUGAUUUACUUUUGUAUCCCGUACCAAACAACAUGCAUUUGAAGUUUUCUACAUACUGUACAAGAAAAUUGUUGGUGUAUUUUGGGGGAAGUAAUUCAUAAAAUCUGUUGUACCACUUUCCCAAAAACAGUUGGAAAUAAAAUUGACACAUUAAUUGAAAAACGUAUCAAUUCAAGAAAUAAUCGUGCAACCCUAUCGUGUAAACCAGGGGUCCCCAAACUACGGCCCGCCAGCGUCCAAAAUCAGGCCCCCGGGAAGUCCCAAGUAUAAAAAAAAAUAUAUAUAUAUAUAUAAUUAUUUUUUUUCUGUCUUUUCUUAUCCACUUUGUACCGCUUGCUACUCACGGUGUCUCCUAGCCGCUCAGGCAAAUUAUAUUGUCUAAAAAUGUAUUUUCUCAUCUAUAACGUGACAUCAUCGCGCGCUCGGAAAGUGCGCUAUAUAUAUAAGUGCGCUAUAUAUAUCUAAUAUAUAUAUAUAUAUAUAUAUAUAUAUAUAUAUAUAUAUAUAUAUAUAUAUACAUACACAGCCCGUCCCCCGGCCAAAUUGUUUUAACCCAAUGCGGCCCCCGAGUCAAAAAGUUUGGAGACCCCUGGUGUAAACCAAAUUAGUGCUUGUAAUGUCCCCAAUAUAUAAAUUAGUGCAUUUGUCACUGCACUGGACAGCAUACACCAAAUUGUGUGGGGUGUCUGGUCUGGCCAUUGUCUCAGAAUGUUGCCUGGUUGGAAGUGUACUGGAACGUUGUAUUAGUUAAAAAAUAGUUUCUCAGAUUGACCUGAUAUAUACAGAAUGACAUUGGUAUUACGUCUGUCGUUUUUUUCCUUCCUCAUGCACUUUGUUCUUGUUCCUCCACGAACUGUUUUUUCACCAUAUUUUUUCCCCACAAAUUUCACAAAGGCAAAACCAUCCUAUCCUGUGCACACCCUCUUCUUAUUAGAGCAGUGUUUUUCAACCACUGUGUGCCGCGAAAAACAGUCUGGUGUGCUGUGGGAGAUUAUGUAAUUUCACCUAAUUGGGUUAAAAACAUUUUUUGCAUACCAGUAAUUAUAAUCCGCAAAUAAUGUGCCGUUGUUGAGUGUCUGUGCUGUCUAGAGUUCUGCAGAGUAACCAUGUAAUAUUCUUCCAUAUCAGUAGGUGGCAGUAGGUAGCUAAUUGCUUUGUAGAUGUCGGGAACAUGGUUUGUCGUGAUCACAAUAUGCGGGAGGCAGCAUGCAGGUAAAAAGGUAUCUAACGCUUAAACUAGAGAUGUCCGAUAAUAUCGGACUGCCGAUAUUAUCGGCCGAUAAAUGCUUUACAAUCUAGUAUCGGAAAUUAUCGGUAGCGGUUUCAAAAUUAUCGGUAUCAGUUUCAAAAAGGAAAAUGUAUGACUUUUUAAAACGCCGCUGUGUACACGGAUUUAUGAGAGGUACAGAGCGCCAAUAAACCUUAAAGGCACUGCCUUUGCCUGCCAGCCCAGUCACAUAAUACCUACGGCUUUUCACACACAAGAGUGAAUGCACUGCAUACUUGGUCAAUAGCCAUACAGGUCACACUGAAGGUGGCCGUAUAAACAACUUUAACACUUACAAAUAUGCGCCACACUGUGAACCCACACCAAACAAGAAUGACAAACACAUUUCGGGAGAACAUCCGCACCGUAACACAACAUAAACACAACAGAACAAAUACCCAGAACCCCUUGCAGCACUAACUCUUCUGGGACGCUACAAUAUACACCCCCCGCUAUACCCCCCCUCCCCCACCUCAACCCCGCCCACCUCAACCUCCUCAUGCUCUCUCAGGGAGAGCAUGUCCCAAAUUCCAAGCUGCUGUUUUGAGGCAUGUUAAAAAAAAAUAAUGCACUUUGUGACUUCAAUAAUAAAUAUGGCAGUGCCAUGUUGGCAUAUAUUUCCAUAACUUGAGUUGAUUUAUUUUGGAAAACCUUGUUACAUUGUUUAAUGCAUCCAGCGGUGCAUCACAACAAAAUUAGGCAUAAUAAUGUGUUAAUUCCACGACUGUAUGUAUCGGUAUCGGUUGAUAUCGGAAUCGGUAAUUAAGAGUUGGACAAUAUCGGAACAUCGGAUAUCGACAAAAAAGCCAUUAUCGGACAUCUCUAGCGUAAACCAAAAAUAAACAAAAGGCAUUGAAGCUCAGGGAUGGCUAUGCAAAACGAAACUAAAACUGAACUGGCUGCAAAGUAAACAAAAACAGAAUGCUGGACGACAGCAAAGACUUACAGCGUGUGGAGCAGACGGCGUUCACAGAUUAAUAAUAAUAAUAGUAAUGGAUUAGAUUUUAUAUCGCACUUUUCUAUUAUUCGAUUGUGAAAACAAAGCAGGUGCGGUGAAUGUUCAAGAAAGACAUGAGACUACUACAGGAAAAUACCAACAAAACAGGGAAAGCCACCAAAAUAGGAGCGCAAGACAAGAACUAAAACACGACACACAGGAAAACACCAGUUUAAGUCACGGCGUGAUGUGACAGGUCGCAACAGUACACCUACCUUGAGACAAGAGCUAUAGUGAUCCAUGGUUGGUUAUGAUUUCAAUUCAUAUCCAACAAUUGUGACAACGACUUUUUAAUUGUCAAUAUCGGCUACUGAGUUUCAUUUUUCAAUGAUUUCUACUGGUUGUGUGCCUCAAGAUUUUUUCAUUGAAAAAAAUAUGCCUUUGUUCAGAAAAGGUUGAAAAACACUGUGUUGGAGUAUAAACAGUUGGAACUUUGGCACCAUCAUCUAGACUCGAUCUGACAAUCUAAAUCUAUGAGCAUUAGGAGUGUGGGGAAAAAUCGAUUCGAAUUCGAAUCGCGAUUCUCACGUUGUGCGAUUCAGAAUCGAUUCUCAUUUUUAAAAAAUCGAUUUUUUUUUUUUAGGAUUUUUUUUUUCUUUUUCUUUUUUUCUUUUUUAAUUUUUUAAUUUUUAAAUUAAUCAAUCCAACAAAACAAUACACAGCAAUACCAUAACAAUGCAAUCCAAUUCCAAAACCAAACCCGACCCAGCAACACUCAGAACUGCAAUAAACAGAGCAAUUGAGAGGAGACACAAACGCGACACAGAACAAACCAAAAGUAGUGAAACAAAAAUGAAUAUUAUCAACAACAGUAUCAAUAUUAGUUACAAUUUCAACAUAGCAGUGAUGAAAAAUCCCUCAUUGACAUUAUCAUUAGACAUUUAUAAAAAAAUUGAACAAUAGUGUCACAGUGGCUUACACUUGCAUCGCAUCUGUGUCCAAUAUUUUCACAAAGAGAAAAUAAGUCAUAUUUUUGGUUCAUUUAAUAGUUAAAACAAAUUUACAUUAUUGCAAUCAGUUGAUAAAACAUUGUCCUUUACAAUUAUAAAAGCUUUUUACAAAAAUCUACUACUCUGCUUGCAUGUCAGCAGACUGGGGUAGAUCCUGCUGAAAUCCUAUGUAUUGAAUGAAUAGAGAAUCCUUUUGAAUCGGGAAAAUAUCGUUUUUGAAUCGAGAAUCGCGUUGAAUUGGAAAAAAAAAAUCGAUUUUGAAUCGAGAAAAAAAAUCGAUUUUUGAAUCGAAUCGUGACCCCAAGAAUCGAUAUUGAAUCGAAUCGUGGGACACCCAUAGAUUCGCAGCCCUAAUGAGCAUGAAGUGAUGAAACCUGCUCAGAUGCGAGGCAAAACAUCUUUUAAGACAAACUGAACAGUCCAGUUGCAAUCGAUUAAAAGCCCUGAGAAUAUUUCAUGUAAUUUUAAAAUGACAUAACUCAAUAUUAGGGUUUAAAAUGGACUUGUUUUUACCUUUUCUUCCAUUCGUAUGAGUUUCGGUGUGAAUUUAGCUCUGAUGCUACUAUAAGGGAAUGCAGUAUUUUAAAUUGACUGAUGUACACAAUUUGGGACUUUUUUAAUACACUUUAUCAGCUUGUGAUUGUGAUUCUUUAAAUUUAUUUGGAAAAUGUGACUUAUUGACCUAUAUUAACUGUUCUUAUAUCUUACUGCUAAAAAUGUUGGAGUCAAUAAUUGCUAUUAUUCAUUAAUCAUACAUAUAUGUGAUACUUAAGCAGGCGUUUGAAAAUUAUUAACGAUGGCUUUUAAGAUGACUGCUGUUAAGAGCUUAAGUGUAUGUAGUCUCCUCCUAGACAAAAAUAUAUUAUUAUAUAUAUAUUAUCAACAAGCUUUGCUGGAUAAUAACUUUUGUCCUUUUGUUUUGUUUGAUCACUCGUUUAUCGGUGUAUUUAUAGUGUCUAACCCCCCUUUUUUGACCAUCACUAAUGCAGUUCUAUUCUCUCAAGUGCUCUUAUAUAGUCAACACCUGAUAUUUAAGUUAAAUAUAAAACACACAUCACCAUCUUGUUUCAGUGUAAAUAUUCAUGUUGCAUGGGAAAUACACUCCUACUUUGGAAAUGUAUACUGAAAAAUAUACGGGUAACACAAAUUAAAUAUAUAG